AUGGCUGAUGCACGGGAUUUCGCCGAGGGGUCUGUCGCGCCUGACGGCAUUUCCCAUACCUCGCCUCAGUCUUCUCCCUCCCAGGCCUCCGCCUCCUCCGAGACCUCAAAUCCCAUCCCUUGCGAACCGACAGCACCAGGUUUAUCAGCCUCCUCAACACACUUGGGUCAGAUCAACGCUGCACGGCGGGGAGCUGGCUCCUCGCCACAUCCCCAGCCAUCGAUGAGCGGGAAAGCGACCGGUGGAUUGAACCAGGAUAUCAUGGCAAAAAUGAAAGCGUUUUCAUUGUCCCGGCAGGGUGCUCCAUUGCCGCAUGCUGCGUCGACGGGGACAAUCCCUAAGGCCCAAACGGGCACAGGCGGCGCCCUGGCCGGUCGUCUUCCUCCGAACUCACGGCCCAAUCCUCAGAACUGGACCUCUUCGCCAUCGGUGCCAGCGUCUUCCCCUGGUUCCGCGUCUCCCCGACCAGGCGGACUGGCGGCAAAGCGCAUGAAGCCCGGUCUCAAAUUGUCGGAUGUCACUGGCCCGCCAACUCCGGCCGCGGGGACCGAACAAAAGUCCAACGAGCAAACCGAGGAAUCUGCCUUCACCAAGUACGCCGAGUUUAUCGACACGAAAGCAGGAACUCUGAAUUUCAAGAAUAAGGCUGUCUUACAUGGGGGUGGUGUUGAAUUCUCAUCGGGUCACAGCUUCAAGAUCUCUCUGGACGAGGUCGAUCGCUUGGAAGAGCUAGGCAAGGGCAAUUAUGGGACAGUAUACAAGGUCCGACACAGUCGGCCACAUCUACGAAAACCGGGGCUCGGUUUGAGUGGCAUUGUCAGUCGACCGCAGGAUCAGGACGACACUAAUUCGGAAGCUGGAUCUACUCAAUAUUCCGGUGUGAUCAUGGCGAUGAAGGAGAUUCGUUUGGAACUGGACGAAGCGAAGUUUGCACAAAUCAUCAUGGAGUUGGACAUUCUACACCGUUGUAUCUCUCCCUUUAUCAUUGAUUUCUACGGGGCCUUCUUCCAAGAAGGUGCGGUCUACAUGUGUGUCGAAUUCAUGGAUGGUGGUUCGAUCGACAAGCUCUACGAGGGUGGUGUUCCCGAGAACAUCUUGCGCAAGGUCGCCCUGUCUACCAUCAUGGGAUUGAAGUCGUUGAAGGAUGACCAUAACAUCAUACACCGCGACGUGAAACCGACCAACAUCUUGGUCAACAGCAAGGGCCAGAUCAAGAUCUGCGAUUUCGGUGUCAGCGGAAACUUAGUCUCUAGCAUUGCGAAAACCAACAUCGGAUGUCAGAGCUACAUGGCCCCCGAACGAAUUGCAGGAGGCGGCAUGCAGCAAUCCGGAGCGCCCAGUGCUGGUACAUACAGUGUGCAGAGCGACAUUUGGAGUUUGGGAUUGUCCAUCAUCGAAUGCGCCAUGGGCCGAUAUCCAUACCCACCAGAGACAUUCAAUAACAUCUUCAGCCAAUUACACGCUAUCGUCCAUGGUGAUCCCCCAACUUUGCCUGCCGAGGGUUACUCCGAGGAAGCCCACGCAUUCGUCCGGGCCUGUCUCGACAAGAACCCCAACAGCCGACCGUCCUACAACAUGCUGCUUCGCCACCCCUGGCUAGCACCUUUGAUGCAGCCACCCACCGAGUCGGCUGAUGAACACGCCCCCUCCGACGUACAUGAUGACUCCGGCUCCAGUGAAAACGGUUCAUCUGCUAUGACAGAGGACAAGGAAGCUGCUGAGUGGGUGAACAAACAAAUCAAGCUCCGGGAAGACGGCUUGCUCCGUGUCACCGAGAAGCCAGCACUUCAUGCCGUUGCGCUGGACAAGGUCGGCACGGGCUCCGAGAAUGACCCCAACAUUAUCCCUCAGACGGACUAA
Penicillium arizonense is the source of this 1860-nucleotide messenger RNA. RefSeq names its product mitogen-activated protein kinase kinase PBS2 (gene pbs2). The record is from RefSeq and is a predicted model, not a curated record. NCBI's taxonomy places the organism in Eukaryota, Fungi, Ascomycota, Eurotiomycetes, Eurotiales, Aspergillaceae. Gene Ontology annotation, biological process: MAPK cascade; cellular hyperosmotic response; protein phosphorylation. The transcript is spliced from 2 exons. Gene Ontology annotation, molecular function: ATP binding; MAP kinase kinase activity. The coding region runs from base 1 to 1860 and encodes 619 amino acids.